Musa acuminata subsp. malaccensis (wild Malaysian banana) is the source of this 1260-nucleotide messenger RNA. RefSeq lists its product as uncharacterized. Lineage: Eukaryota; Viridiplantae; Streptophyta; Magnoliopsida; Zingiberales; Musaceae. The record is from RefSeq and is a predicted model, not a curated record. Gene Ontology annotation, biological process: regulation of DNA-templated transcription.
AACCACGUAAAAGACGCCACUUGUUUUUCUCAUCAGUGCAGACCUCAGCAUACGACCCCUCUUUGUCUCAAAUGGUAGCCGUUUCUCUUUGGUUUUUUCUCCUUGCCAGUGACCUUGUUUAAUCUCAAUGUGUGUGUGUGUGUGUGUGUCUCUGAAAGAGAGAGAGAGAGAGAGAGAGAGAGAGAGAGAGAGAGAGAGAAUACCACAAUCACCUAGUGCUACACCCAAUGCUUUCAGAUAUCUUCUUGUGUGGUUUCUCCUCUGCUUCCCACCCUCUAUCUUUGUCAUCUCGAUCCAUAUGAGUAAAGCAAGCCUUUGAAACACCUUGCUGUUCUUCCCUCCAACCGCAACCAUGCAAGCCACCAAAUCAUUCGAGCAAGCUUUCCUGAAGCAAAUGCUUCUUGGCAUCCAACUUUCUGCUGUUUCACACGGAAGCGGGAGUCUUCAGGAGAGGAAGAGCGCCAUCAAGCUCUCGGCCGAUGUCGCCAUGGCCGUCGCCAGAGGUAGCAAAAAAUGGACUCGUGGCCUCAUCGCUAGCCUCUCCAAGGAAGAGCAGAACAGGUCCUUCCUUCAGUUCGUCCUUGGAAAGGAGUUUGAGAGACCAGCCAAGAUUUGCCACAGCUCAUGGAAGAUCCCAAGGAGCAAGAAUAUCGUGAGGAGGAGCCUUAGGUUUCUGUCCAAGAGGAAGAGCAACAUACGUGCACCGAAUAGCAGCGUUCUUGCCGGGACACUAGUGGAGAAGAGAACACAAGUGCUCAAGAGGCUUGUCCCCGGGGGUCAGUCCAUGGAUGCGUUCUCCUUGUUGGACGAAACCCUAGACUAUGCCGCCUGUCUUCGAGCUCAGGUGGAUGUAAUGCAGAAGCUUAUGACAACUCUCGAAGCAUCAAAACAUAGAGCUGACAGUGACGCACAGCGCCCCAAAGAAAAGUUUCAUCUGUUGCCAAUGGUGGGAAGCUGGUAUUCCACGAGGAAAGGCCUCAGGAAAAGGCUCAGCAAGAGGCCAAAGCUCACACUGUAGCAUGGGAGGAACGUGUCCUCUGCCGAAAGUAACGUGAGAAGAAUGUAAUGCGUGCGUCGGUGCUUUGUAUUGAUCGCUCUUCUGAAACUGCUAAAGAUUGGAGAAUGUCGAAACGUGGAGGAGAUCAUAUGUAUGUAUGUAUAUUGGAGAGGGAUAAAGCAGUGAAGCUUUUGCUUUCCCAUUAAUAUUACUGGCUCUUGUUUUGUGUGAAAGACUCAUUGAGGACUCGAAAUAUAUGCAUA